AGGAAAGCCACUGCAGUUUCUUUGAGUUUAAUUAAUCCAGCUCUUAGAGUCACUCACCAUUCUCAUAUGGAGGUCUGGUUCAUCUUGUUCACCUCUCUCUGUAUCUGUGCAACCCUGAAAUUUCUCCUGGAUCACUGCUCACUCAGCUCAGAUAAGCAUAAAAAACUCCCACCAGGCCCCUUUGCGUUGCCUAUCAUAUGCAACAUCUUAUGGAAUCGGAAAUCUCUUUCAGAAAUCGAAUGCAUUCUUCGCGACAUGCACACCAAGUACGGCUCCAUCAUCAGGUUCAACUUCGGUUUUCACCAAGCCAUCUCCAUCACCACCCAUGAACUUGCCCAUAAAGCCCUCAUCCAGCAUGGCGCCAUCUUUGCUGAUCGUCCUUCAGCUCUAGACCCCAACAGUUUCAUCACCACCAACCGAUACAGCAUUAGCUCCGCCUCAUGCGGCCUACUCUGGCGCCUCUUCCGUCGGAAUCUCACCUCUGGGAUUCUUCAUGCUUCACGAGUUAAGUCAUACGGACACACCCGUAAACGGGUCUUGCAGAUACUGAUCAACAGGCUCAAGGAGCAAGACAAAUCCAAUGAAAGCAUUUGUGUAGUAGAUUACUUCCAGUACGCAAUGUUUUGCUUUUUGGUACAUAUGUGUUUUGGAGAGAAACUCAAUGAGGAGAUUAUCAGAGACAUCGAAACCAUUCAGAGGAAGCUUUUGACCAGUUUUGGCCAAUUCAACAUGCUUGCUUUGGUGCCCAUAUUAGGAAAGAUCAUAUUUCGAAAGAAAAGGAACAAGCUCUAUGAGCUACGACGUAAUCAGUUAAGUGUUCUCAUUCCUCUAAUUCGAGCACGAAAAGAACACGAGAAGAAGACGCAAUGCCAGGUAGGAGAGGGUGACAUGGUCGUCUGCUACGUCGAUACGUUGCUCAAUCUUCGACUCCCCAAUGGAGGAAGGAAGCUCACCGAGGAGGAGAUAGUGCCUCUGUGCUCAGAGUUUCUCAACGCAGGCACCGACACAACGUCCACCGCAAUGCAGUGGAUCAUGGCAAACCUGGUGAAGUAUCCAUGCAUCCAAGCAAAGCUGCUCUCAGAGAUCGAAGGGGUGGUAGGGCCCGGAGAAGAAAUCAAAGAGGACGAUCUGAAGAACAUGCCAUAUCUCAGGGCAGUGGUGUUGGAGGGUCUGAGAAGACACCCACCGUCGCACUUCUUGAUCCCACACACAGUCACAGAGGAUAUCACCAUAGAUGGGCGUCUUGUACCAAAGAAUGCGAUAGUGAGUUUCACGAUAACAGAUAUGGGGUGGGACCCAAAAGUUUGGGAGGACCCCAUGGAGUUCAAGCCGGAGAGGUUCUUGACAGGUGAUGAUGGAUUAGAACAGAAAGUGUUUGAUAUAACCGGAAGUAGAGAGAUUAAGAUGAUGCCAUUUGGGGCAGGGAGGAGGAUCUGCCCUGGUCUUUCUGUGGCUUUGCUUCAUCUGGAGUACUUUGUGGCCAAUUUGGUUAAAGAGUUUGAGUGGACAACCAAGGACGGAGAUGAGGUAGACUUGACAGAGAAACAGGUGUUCACUGUCGUGAUGAAGAAUCCUCUGAGGGUUCACUUAUCGCCUAGGAAUAUAGGUUAAACAUGUUAUGGUAUGCUGGGUUUCUUUUUAUGAAAUAAUAUAUACAAGUCUCUCAGAAGCCAAGUUUGUUCCUAGAUCUUAGGUAAGUUGUCUCUAGGAGUAGAAGUUGGGUUGAGGCUUGUUUGUGGGUUGCUUGAGAUUUUUUUGGGAGGUUUGUCUUCUUUUGGGCCAGGGCAGUUGUUGUUUUACUUGGAGAGUUUUAAUUGUUGUUUAGAUUAUGUUCAG
This is a messenger RNA of Nelumbo nucifera (sacred lotus), 1836 nucleotides long. Lineage: Eukaryota; Viridiplantae; Streptophyta; Magnoliopsida; Proteales; Nelumbonaceae. The record is from RefSeq and is a predicted model, not a curated record.